This is a messenger RNA of Aureococcus anophagefferens, 699 nucleotides long. RefSeq lists its product as hypothetical. The record is from RefSeq and is a predicted model, not a curated record. Gene Ontology annotation, cellular component: membrane. NCBI's taxonomy places the organism in Eukaryota, Pelagophyceae, Pelagomonadales, Pelagomonadaceae. The annotation marks the transcript as partial. Gene Ontology annotation, molecular function: N-acetylgalactosaminide beta-1,3-galactosyltransferase activity. The transcript has a single exon.
AAGCUCCUGUGUUUGGUCUAUACGAUGGCCGAGAACCACGCGUCGAACGUACGAGCGAUCGCGGAGACGUGGGCGCCGGGCUGCGACGGCUUCGUGGCCUUUAGCACGGCGUCGGACCCGGCGCUCAACGCCAUCUCCAUCCCCCACGACGGCCGCGAGGAGUACAACAACAUGUGGCAGAAGAUCCGGUCCAUGUGGAAGUACGUCGCGGCGCAUUAUCUGGACCAGUACGACUGGUUCUUCAUCGGCGGCGAGGACCUCUACGUGAUCCCCCAGAACCUGCGGGACUACCUCGCCACGCGGCCGGGGCCGGAGACGCCCCAGUUCCUCGGCCGCCGCUUCCGCGACUACGGCAACGUGCUCUUCAACAGCGGCGGCGCGGGCUACGCGCUGUCGCGGUCCGCGCUGGAAGCCUACGCGGCCCACGCCGAGGAUGCUAGGUGCGCGCCCGCGGCGCACACGCCCCAGGAGGAUGUUCAAAUCGCGAAGUGUCUGAAGAAGAUUCUCGGAAUCGAGCCGGACGACACGCGCGACGCGAGCGGCCGCGAGCGGUUCCACCCCUUCGCGCCGGGCCACAUGCUCACGAUCCGGCCGCCGGCCAAGGGCCAGCACGACUGGUACUACGACUACAACAAGGAGUGGGGCGUCCUCCCGGGGACCAUGUGCUGCGCGCCGGACUCCGUGUCCUUCCACUACCUC